Molecule: messenger RNA, 23622 nt
Organism: Rhopalosiphum maidis (corn leaf aphid)
Lineage: Eukaryota; Metazoa; Arthropoda; Insecta; Hemiptera; Aphididae
Gene: Msp300
Product: nesprin-1
Exons: 95
Coding region: 1-23622 (7873 amino acids)
Biological process (GO): nuclear migration
Cellular component (GO): meiotic nuclear membrane microtubule tethering complex; nuclear outer membrane; cytoplasm
Molecular function (GO): actin filament binding
Source: RefSeq, a predicted model, not a curated record
AUGGACAGGCCCAAGAGGCCUUUUUUUUCGUUAAAAACGACGAAAAAAGAUGAACCAUCGUCACAAGAUAAGGUGCCUACGAAAAAAUCUUUCAAGGAUAAAGUAGAUUUUUUUGAAAAGUCUACCGAUUCUAAAGAUAGUCAAGAUGCUGCUGUUGGUGGAGAGGGAUUACGUGAUGGGUCGGGUGAUGAAACAUUUGAACAAGUACUCGAAGAACGCGAUGUAUACACAAAAGAUGGCCGGAAAAAAGGCAAAAUGGUCAUCGUGAAUAUGAUAACAGUACACAAAAGUGUAAAAACUAUUAGUACCCCUGAUGCGAGUACCCCCGUUGCCAAACAUUCGUUAUCAUUUGAUCGAGAAGGUUCAAUGAGCAGAUCUUCAUCCAGAGAUAGUCUCUCGUCCCCAAAUACUUGGAGAAAAUCGUUCGUCGGUACUCGGUCACAAUUCGACUUACAUAUCGAAGAAAUAAAAAAUGAACAGGAGAGAGUGCAGAAGAAGACCUUUGUUAACUGGAUAAACUCAUAUUUAAGCCAAAGGAUACCGCCACUGAAAAUUGAUGAUUUGAUCGAAGAUCUUAAAGAUGGUACUAAAUUACUUGCUUUGUUGGAAGUUUUAUCAGGAGAAAGAUUGGCUAUUGAACGUGGUCGUAACAUGAGGAGGCCGCAUUUUUUGAGUAAUGUAAAUUCUGCAAUACAAUUUUUACAAAGCAAACGGAUCAAAUUAGUAAAUAUAAAUUCUGCUGAUAUUGUUGAUGGGCGACCUCCUAUAGUAUUAGGGCUCAUUUGGACUAUAAUUUUAUAUUUCCAGCUUCGUAAAACUGGAAUUACUGUUACAAAUAAUGACAUUGAAGAAAAUACAAAAGGACUCUCGUCAUUGAACUACUCUUUUAGUGGAAGUACGAGUAGCUUGGAAAGUAUCCGAUCUCCUACAAUGGAAAUCAACCGGAAAGCAGAUGGUGCUAAAAAAACAUUGUUAAAGUGGGUUGGAACGGUAAUACCAAAGGAAAGUAAUAUAAAAGUAAAAGAUUUUGGACCAAGUUGGAGAGAUGGUAUAGCUUUCCUUACCAUUAUAGAUACUAUACAAACAAAUUUAAUUGAUAUAACUACUUUGAAAAACGAAACAAACCGUACCAGAUUAGAAACUGCAUUUAAUGUCGCUGAACAAGAUUUAGGAAUUACUCGUUUGUUGGACCCAGAAGAUGUCGAUGUAGAUCGGCCGGACGAAAGAUCGGUUAUGACAUAUGUAGCGCAAUUUGUGCAUAAGUAUCCUGAAGUUCGAAGUGAAAGUGGUGAAUCAAUCGAUAAAAUUCAGAAAGACUAUAAUCUUCUUUUAACGUGGUUAAUGGAAAAAACUCAAUACCUGUCUUGGUCUCAAAAUUUAUCUCAAGAUUUUUUGGAAUUUUCAGCUGCCCAAGAUGAAAUUGUUUCUAUGAGUCAUUUAUAUAACAGGCUAAAGAAAAUCUGUAAUUCUGGUUCGUCAAUUGGUAUUUCGGUACAAUCCUGGAAAGAAUUAGAAAAACUAUGGACGUUAUUAGAUAAUCUAAUGAAAAAUUGGCAAUGGCAGUUAGACCUCUAUUUACCAGAACCAUUCAAAGUAAUUGGAGAAUGGAUUACAAAAGCUGAGCAACUCAUAAAUGAUAAUAAUAUCCCAACUAUUAUGAAUGAGGAGACUGCUGUUAUAAUUAGUAAAAAUCUGGAAGAUCAUAAAACAUUUUUUGCUGAUUUACCUGAAGUUCAACAAAAAUUUAAUGAGCUAUUGGUUAAAACUAAAAACCAAAACAAAGAAGUGAAUGAUCUAUCAAGACGUCUGGAUAAUAUCGAAGUAGAUUCACAUAAACGUCGAACUCAUCUAAAAUUUUUAGAACACAAGUGUUGUUUGAUUGCAUUUUUAAAUUUGACUGAGAAUAAACUAAAAGCAUGGACUGUUAAAUAUGGCCGUCAUCAGGAUGUUUUGCAGCUUCUCGAAAGAUACAACAAUUUCGUUAUAGGAAAUAAUAUAUUUCAAGAAUUUAAUAAAGCAUUUAUAGAUAUGCAAAAUGUCGUACAAGAAUAUAAACAUGAAUGCCAUAUAGAGUAUAAAGAAACAAUUGCAAUUGAAAAAUUCAUGAGACAGACUGCUGAACAAUGGAAAAGUAUUGCAAUGGAGCUGAGAUGUGCACAAAGUAUGCUUGAAGAAGUAAUUUCAUAUUGGAGACGAUGGAAAUCAUUAUCUGAAGAUAUGAAAGCAUGGUUAGCGGAUGCUCAUAAAAAAAUUAAUUUGCCACACGAGCAACGAAUUGAUUUUUUCCAGGAUAUUGGUGUCUGGAAGGAAAAAUAUGAAUUACUUAAUGAUACUGUAAGUUUUUUAAUUGCAACAUGUGAAGAUUUAAUUUGUACUGAAUUAAAGCAAGAGUUCCAAAGUAUUACAACUACGUGGGAAAGUAUAUUUUUGAAAGCUAAAGAUUAUAUGCACUCUGGUGAUAUGAUUAGAAAUCGUAAAGAAUUUUUAGAAGGAUUGGACACAUUACACAAAUGGAAUAUAAGAGCAGAACAAAUUAUGUCAUCAAUACAUUUGAGUUCGUCCCAAAAAAUUAAAGAUUACUUAAGUGACAUCCAAAAUCUUCAAACACAAUUAGAUCAAAUGGAUGAUCUUUUUAAGACAAUCAGUAAAAAAUUUCAAGUGCUAAUAAAAGAUUUAACAAGAGAUGAAGUCAAUGAGAUGAUGUUAUGUGUUAAAAAAGAAAAAGAAUCUCUCGUCAAUAUUAGAGCAAGCAUUCCUGUACAAUUAAAUGCUCUUCAUCAUAUGCUUGUUCAGUAUGAUGCUCUUGAGACAGGUCAACAAGAAAUAAAUCAUUGGUUAAAUAAUUGUGAAGAAUUUUUAUCCACAUUAAAAUUAAGUAAAAGUCAAAAAGAAUUACAUGGAGAUAUUGAAUAUUUAAAGAGCAUUAUAAUACGCAUGUCGUAUUACCAGUCUAUGUUAUCUAGCAAAAAUAAAAUAUUCCAAAGCAUUAUUAAAUCAAUUCAACCAGAGAAAGAUCAAGGAAAUAAUUCAGAGUUUGUACAAACAAUGGCUGACUUGAACGCUAAAUUUUCUAGAAUAACUCAAGAAUGUCAACAGUGGGAUAUGAAAUUACAACAAACUUUGAGAUGUUGGCAUAAUUUUAUCGAAAUAGAAAAAGUUAUACUAGACUGGAUUGAGACUAGUAAAAAAAUAUUUUUAGAGGAACAGACAAGUUCAAGACAAAAUUUAGAAUCUCAAAAAGGGUAUUUUGAAUAUUCAAAUAAUAAUAAAUGGAUUGCUGAGUUAGAAAAUGUUGAAGGUGAAUUACUUAGGUGUAUUUUACCAAGUGAACAAGAAACAAUAAAACAUAGAUCUAAAGCAAUAAAGUUAAAAUAUCAAGAAUGUUUGAGUAUGGUCCCUGCGUACAUGAAAAGAGUUGAAUUUAAACUGAACGAAAUUACAUUUAAUCAAUGUAUAAAUGAAGCAGAAAAAGAACUUAACAUUGAACAACAAAUGCUUAGUAGAAAUGAAAAUAUCAACUUAAUACUAAGAAGGAAUAUUGAAUACUUUGAAAAUGGUAUGAUUAUUAAAGAAUUAAAAUCAUGUUUAAAUAAUAUGUCUGUCGAAAGUAAAAAAAUAUCAAAUCCAUCUAUUGAUUCAAGUUUAAACAAAUCAAUCAAUCGAUUUGAAAGCAUAGAAAAAAGAACUGCAGAAAUGAGACAAAAAUGUAAACAAAUACCUAAUCAACUUGAAGAUUAUAAAUCUAAAUUUAAUAAUCUAGAAAAAUGGAUGAAUGCAGUUGAUGUUAGCGUUGAGAGAUUAUUAAAAGGACUUUUAAAUGAUGAAGAAUUUGAAAUUGAAAAAUCUAUUUUCCAAGAAAUUUGUCGUGAUGUAGAUAGUAAACGUGAUGAUAUGAAAUGGAUGGUUCAAGUACUAGAUAGUCUAUUACCUUAUGUAUCUGAAAAACAGCAACAAGUAGAACAAAAAAAUCUUGAAGAAUUAAUUGGUCGAUAUAAACAUUUAAUACCAACCAUUGAUAUGACAAUAACUAAAACUGAGAUGUAUACCAAAUGCUUUGUAUACAAAAAAGAAGUUACAGAAAUUGGAAAAAUAUUAGAAAAAGCCAAAGAUGAACAAUUACUUAACAAAGGGGAAUCACAGGAUGAUUUAAGUGAGCUCAUUAAAAAUCAGAAACAAAUAAUUGAAAGACUUGAUAAACAACGAACAAUUGUAAUGUCAACAUUGCAGCGAGGAAAGCAAUUAGUGAAAAAUGCCUCUUCUGUGCCAAACUUUAUUCCUCAACUUGUUUCCAAAUUGGAAACAGAUUGGAGUUUUAUAUACAAUGAUUCUAUUGAUAAAUUCAAUAAGUUAAAAAAUGCUCAAAGGUUAUUAAUAGAUUACACAAAAACUAAAAAUGAAGUAAUGGAAAUAAUUAAAAAAGCUGAAAAUGAAUUAAAAACAGUAUCUGAUGAUAAUAAACAUAACUCAAAAGAAAUUUCAAUGCAAUUAAGAAGUAAACAAGAACUAAGUCUUGCUUUGCGAGAAGCAGCUGAAAACAUGUUGAAUAAAUUAAGAGAUAUAUCACAAAAUUUACAUAUUCCAGAAAAAGAGUUUGCAAUUGAAAAUGAAAUUAGUAUGAUAGAAAAUAAAUUAGUAGAAACAAUUCAAACAGUGGAUAAAGAAACACAGAGAUUAGAAAAGCUCUCAAUAAAACUAUGUGAAUUAGAUUCAGGAUUAAAUAAAAUUCAUGUAUGGUCUGUUGAAUCAGCUCCUGCUGUUAUAGAAAGAAUACAACAAGAGCAAACAAAUCCUGAGAUUAAGGCUCGAGGAAUUGAAGAAAUUCAAGAUGAACUACAAAAACAGCGAAAUAGCUUAGAACGUUUAACAGAAGAUCUACAUAGUUUUGAAAAAGAAAGUGAUACGAAUGAAACACAAAAACUCAGACAAGAUUUAGAUGAAGUAAGAAUGUCCAUUUUAAAUUUAGAGUGUAACACUAAUCGUAAGAACGAAGAAAUCAAUAUUGAUCUUAAUGAGUGGCAAGUUCAUAAAGCUAAGUUAGAAGAAAUUAGACCUUGGUUAGAAAACGCAGAAAAAAAAAUAAAUACUGAUCAUGUUAAACCAAUCACAUUACAAAUGGCCAAUGAUUGGUUAAAAACUACACAAUUGAUCAACUUGGAAUGCCAAGAAAAAAUUGAAAAUCUUAAGACAAUAACUUCUGAAAACAAAACUGCAGUUAUUUUAAAUGAAGUAGAUGCAAUUCAGUCCCGUUGUAUAUCCGUACAAUCAUCAGCAGUACAACAAACUACUCGACUACAAAGAUUGUUAUGUAACUGGAAAGAAUUAAAUGAAAAAGCUCAAAAAAUAGAAGAAAAACUAAAUCAACCGUUGUUAUCUGAAUUGAAGGAAUUAAUUAUAAAUCAAUCAAUUUCCAAAGAUUUACUUGAAAAAAAAUUAAUGGAACAUAAGGCAUUAACUCAAGAACUUAACGAAUGUCUAAGUGAAAUUUCUAGUCUUUCACAAAAUCUAAAUGGGCUAAACCAACAUUUUUCACUUGAAACUACUAGUGAUAUUAAGGAGAAGUUGUCUAUUUUAAAAACCAAAAAUAAUGAAUAUUUAAAGCUAAUGCAUGAACAAAUGCAAACAAUUUCCAAUAUUAUUUCAGACAAAAAAGAACAUGAAAUCAAAGUAAAUACGUUUUGUGAAUGGUUAAAUGAAUUGGAUUCAAAAGUAAAUAAAUGCAAUAUUGUUCCAAGUACUUCAAUUGAAGAAAUAUUGAAAAAGCUUCACCUGUUUACUGAAGAACACAUGGAAAAACAGUCAUUAUUUACUGAAAUUGAAGAUGAUUUUAAACAUUUUAAUGAUAAUGCUUCAAUACAACAAUCAAUUAUGCAAUUUAAAGAACUUCAAGAUUUAAUGCAAAAGAAAAAAAUUGUACUCGAAAAAGCAAAUGAAUUUUUUAUCUGGAAUGAAACAUUAUUAGGAAAAUUGAAGCAUGCUGAAUUCCAAUUUGAUACAAAUCAAGAUAAAGUGAACUUAAUAAAUGAUAUAAGUGCUUGUUCUGAAGAAGUAGAAAUGUGGAAAAAUAAUAUAGAUUCAAUUGAACACUUAUUGCAACAAAGUAAAACUACUAUUCCAGGAUUAUCAGUUACAGAUCAAUUUAAUCAGUUAAAAUUGAAAUUGACACAAAUUCAGGAAAAACUCAAAGGAAGAGAAGAAAAUGAACAAAAAAUAAAAGAUUGUCAAAAAGUAGUCAGUGAUAUAAAUAACUAUUUAGUGAAACAAAUUAAAAUAAUGGGGAGUAAAGUUAAUGAUUAUGUAUUGACAUUAAAAUCAUGGACAGAUAUUGCUCUUAUAAUUCCAAAACUACACAAACUAAAAGACACAAGUGAACUAUUUGAACAGCUAAAGACUUUGGAAAAAGAAGGUGAAAUACUAACUCAGCUUGACAAAAGUAGCUCAUCUAAAUUUGUACAAAAUAUUUUAUUGGAUAUAAAUACACAGUUGGUUAAUUUAAAAACUACAACUGAACAGUCAAUUGCAAAUUUAACAGAAUUGAACAAUAAUUGGUUAAUUAUGAACGAUACUAAAAAUAAAAUUAAGACAACUAAAGAAGAAUGCAAAACUAUUUUAGAAUUGAUAGAAACUCCAAAUGAUUUAACUGAGGCUCAGGUAAUAGAAGAAAAGUAUAACAAAGCAUUAAAACAAAGUACAGCUUUAUUGGACGUAUUGCCUGCAGUAGAAGAAUCUGUGCAAAAAAUGGUAACAUUGGCUGAAAACUAUCCACAACUAAAUGUUAAAAAGUUUAAUCAAACUUAUAAAAAAGACAUUGAGAGUUUGGAAAAAUAUCAUGCUGAUCUUAAAAAAAAUUCUGAAAUUGCACAUUCUCAACAAGUUAUUUGGAAACAAGUGAACCAGACCAAAGAUAGUAUUUUACAAUGGUUAUCUGAUGUAAACAUUGAGCUUUUAGACUGCACAAACAAUUUUGACGAUAUUGAAAAAAUUAAAAACAAGCUUGUUAAAUACUCAGAAGAAAAAGAACUUAAUUUAGAUUUAAAAGACAAUCUUCUUGAAAAAAUAAAUAAAUUACAAAAACUUAAUGGAAAUAAACCUAUUAUAACAUUAGAAUCAUUAAGUAUAUUGAUUGAUGAUCAGUUUACGGCUGUUGAAAGUAUUGCUUGUAAUUUAGUUCGUCUAAUUACUGCUUUUACUCAACGAGAAGAUGCGAUAAGAAAUGAAAUAAAAAAACGUACUUUUGAAAUUAAUCAAAUACGAGAAAAUGUUAGUAAAUGUGACAACUUAAAUAAUGAGUUAGAUACAUUAUUGAUUAAUUUAAAAUCUUGUCAAAAAUGCAAAACUGAAUUGAUUAAAAUGAAUCUGAACAUAGACACUGUUAAUCAUUCAGUAUCAGAAAUGACUGAAACUUUUCCUAUAAUUGCAGAAUCAACAGCAAUUAAGGAAUUAAAAAGUCUUAAGAAACGAUAUGAAAGUGUUGUUCAACAGGUUGAUAAAGUUGAAACAACAUUAAUGACAUAUUUAAAAAAACAUUUGGAAGAUGAUUUGAAUAACAUUCUACAUUCAAUAAAAAGUAUUGAUGAAAAGCUAACAUGGUGUAAGCCUGAAGAAGAAAUUGAGAAAGAACAAAUAGAAAUUAAACUUGGUUCUGUUGAGGAUAUCAAAAGAAACUUAACUGUAAUUCAGGAACAAAAAUUUAAAAUAGAUCAAGUAUUAGAAUACCUUAAUCAGCAUUCAUCGUUGGAUUUAAACUUAGAAGAAUUGAGCCACAAUGAUAAGCUAUUAAGUGUUAACCUUGAGAACGCUGAAAAACAGAUUAAUGAACUUAAGGUAACUCUAGAAAAAAUUAUAAGGUUCUGGGUUGAAUAUCAAAACCAUCUGGAUAAUAUUCUACCGUUAAUUAAUGUUUUAAAAAAUGAUAUAAGGCUCUCAGUGGAAAUUCCUAUUGAUAUGAAUUCAAUAAAUAUUAUGGAAGAAAAUGUAAAUAAAUUUCAGUUUAAAAUCGAUACAGCCAAGCAAUUUUUGAAUGAACUUGAAUCUUGUGUCAAAAAUAUCAAAUGCAUUGAUAGUAAAUCAACAUUAGAUAAUCAAGUUAUUAAAGUUAAACGAAAAUUGGAAUCUUAUCAAAAUAGCAUCAGUAAAUGUUUGGAAAGAAUAAAACAUUUAAAAGAUAUGAAAAAAGAAUUUAAUAUUUCUUAUGAAAAUGCUGAUAAAUUAAUAAAAGAAUUAAGUAAUAAAUUUAAAUCUAUUGAAACCAAUCAACCUGUUGGGAAAAAAUCUAUUCAAAAUGCUCAAUCAGAUUUAGAAAUUAUGAAAAAUCUUAACAAACAACUAGAAGAAAGUCAACAAUUAGUCAAUGACACAGUAUCAAAAGGUGAAUGUAUGUAUCCUGACAUUACUAUGGAAAAUCGGGAUGAAAUAAGAUUCAAAGUUAAACAAUUAAGAUUAUCUUGUGAAAAUUUAAAUGACGAAUGUGGAAAUAUAACAAAAGCAAUUGAAAAUGUUUUAGUACAAAAAUCAUCAUUUGAUGAAAGUAGUAAACAAAUUCAAAAUUGGCUUCAUGAAACAGAAGAAAAAUUAAAUGAUUAUAAAAGAAUAAAGAAAAAUAAUAUUAUUGACAAAAAAACUAAUUGCAAUAAUUUAAAAACAUUAAAACAAGAUUUAAUUGCUUAUAAAGAUAACAUUAAUCAGUUAAAAGAAAAGGUAACUCAAUUAAAUGAACCAGAUACUGAUCUAAAAUUAAACGACUUUUUGAAAAAGUAUGACAAUAUUGCAUUAGGAGUGAAUAAAUGUUUAAAAUUAAACGAAUUACAUUUGAAAAAUCAUGAAUUGUACUUAGAAAAUAUUGAAAUGUUUAAUAAUUAUUUCAAGGUAUUACAAGACGAGUAUUCAGUUGCAGUCAAUAAUCUUUCAGAAACAGAUUUUGAUGUGUUUAUAAAUAUAAUUGGUCAUAAAUCUGAAGGAGAGUUAAUACUAGAAAAAUGUAAAGAAAUUGGAAACACUGUAUUAAAAGAAACUGAUAUAGAUGGUAAGACUGCAAUACAGAAUGAACUCGAUGAAAUUAAAAUUAACUGGGAAAGUUUAAUAUUGAAUUGUGAAAAUACUUCAAAAAUGUUAAGCCAAAAACAAAAUCAAAAUGAUGAAAUUUUAACUAAAAUUGAAAAUCUGGAUAAAUAUUUAAAAUCAAUUGAAACACAAAUUAAAGAUAGAAGUUUAAAAAAUUCAUUAUCAAGUAAACAACAAUAUUUGGAAAAAUUGAAACAAUUUGAUGAAGAUAUCACAAAAAAGCACAAAGAGAUUUUAGAAGUACAAUCUGAAACUAUUGAGGUUUCACCCAAUGUAAAUAGUGCAAUUACUAAUUUAAUAAAAACUUUCCAGAGUGUUAAAACCAGAACAAAGGAAUCAAUAUUGAGGUAUGAAAAUUUUGUUAGAGAACACCAGCAUUUUGAUUUGAGUUAUGAAGAAUUUAGUAAAUUAGUAAAUUGCUUAUCAGAAGAAUUAAACCAAUAUAGUGAAGUUGUUGGCGAUUUAGGACUUUUACAAGCAAGGCAAAAGAAACUGUUAGCAUUGUUAGAUUCAAAAUGUCAACAAAGUGUGCAAUAUGAGUCUCUUGUUAAUAUGGCAGAAAAAUUAUAUGCCCAAACUUCUCCAGAUGGAAGAGAAAUAAUUCGUCAAAAUAUGAAGGGUCUGAGAAAUGAAUGGGAAUUAGUGUCAGAGACUUUGCAAUGCAGCUUAAGCAAACUUGAUAAUUGUUUAUUGCAAUUUGCUGAAUUUUCAUUGUCACAAGAACAACUUACCAAAUGGCUGAAAAAUAUUGAGCAAGCAAUGCAACAGCAUACUGAAACAAAAGCUACUUUACAAGAGAAAAAAGCUCAACUUCAGAACCAUGUUGUUAUUAAUCAAGAAAUAUUGUCUCAUCAAAAUCUGGUACAAUCAGUAUGUGACAAGGCUCAAGAACUCGUUAAUCAAACUAAAGAUAACACUUUAAACACAUACUUAGAAUCAAUUAAAAAUCUUUAUGAAAAAAUUGUUACAAAAUCUAAGGAGUUAAUGGAUUCGUUAGAGCUUUCUGUUCAAAAUCAUUCUGAAUUCAAUAAUGUUUGUCAGAAACUUAAAUUGAUGUUAAAAGAACAAUGUGAUAAAAUUCGAGAAAAUGAUAGUAUUGCUACAGAAAAAGACAAUAUUGUUAAAAAAAUGAACAUACUUAAAGAAAUGAAAAUAGUAAAUACAACUGAAAAUGAAUUAAGAAAUCAUCUUGAACAAGUAUUUCAAUUGGUUAGCAAGACAACCACAAAAAAAGGAAUUAAUGUUAUGUCAAAAGAAAUUUCAAAAAUAGAUAAUGAUAAAUUACAGUUAAUAAUACAACUUGAUACUAUUAUUGAAAAAAUGGAAGACAUUUUGAUUCAAUGGACUGAUUUUGAAAGUGAAUUUGAUGAGAUUACCAACUGGUUUAGAUUAACUGAAUCACUUAUUAAAGAUCAACAAUUGCAAUCAACAUUUGAAAAAAAAGAAAAUAAACUAAAACUUUAUACAGAUAAACGAAAUGAAAUAUUAAAUUAUGAACCUAAAAUAGAAAAAUUCAUUGAUAAUUCAAAUAAUUUAUUACAUACAAGCGGAGUAGAACGUCUAAAACCACUUAUACUCCAAGUUGGAAAUCGGUACCAAUUAAUUCUAGUUUUAAGUAAAGAAAUGAUUGCUAAAUGGCAAAAUAUUACUGAUGAUCAUAAAAAUUUCAAUAACAAAUUGACUGAAUUCGAGUCAUGGUUAGACACUUUGGAAAGUAAACCGGCUCAAAUUUUGGAUGAUGAUGAUUUAGAUUUAAAUAAAAAACUAUCACAGUUACAAAAUAUUUAUGGUAGCUCUGAUCAAACAUCAGUAAAAAUAUCAUUAUUAACAUCUCUUGGUGAACGUUUAUAUCCUGAUACAUCUGCUGCUGGGCGUGAAACUAUUCGUCAACAACUUAAAGAUAUUCGUGAUAGAUGGGACAUAUUAGAUGAAAAAGUAAAAACAGCUCAAAAAACUCUUGGAGUCCAAUCACAACAAUGGAAUAGUUAUCAAGAAACUCUUUUACAAACUAUUAAUUGGUUAGAAGGUAUAGAAAAAGUGAUUGCUUCUAACCAGUCACCCAUUUGGUCUUCUCCGCAAGAAAUAAGAUCAAAACUUUUAAAACAAAAGGCAACAAUGCAAGAAAUAAAUUCACAUAGUCGUAUGAUAGAAACAAUAAUGGAGAAAGGGAAAACUAUAAAGAAGCCCAAAGAUGAAUUUGAUUCAGAUAUGUCAUUGAAGGAUAGAUAUGAUCUGUUACGUGAAAAAAUGAAUAAUUCUAUUUCACAACUCGAAAACUACUUAGAGACUUAUCAACAAUACCAGGAUUUACAUAAAUCAUAUCUCGAUACUCAAAAACAACUUUGGGAUCAACUCUCAUUAUAUACAGAUUAUUCAGGGAACAAACAAAUUUUAGAGUCCCGAUUAAAUAAAGUUAAUGUUAUACAAACGACUUUCAAUAACAAUAAAACAACUUUAUUGACAAUGGAACGUUUUGUAGAAGGCUCAAAGGAUACAGUUCCACAAAAAGCAAUUGACACUAUGUUGAGAGAUCAUACAAAUUUACAAUUUGAACAAGAAAAAUUCCAGUCAUUGUUAAAUGACUUAUUAGAAGGUUUACAAAGUAGAAUAAAUCAAUGGGCAGAGUUUGAAAAUCUAAUGCAUCAGUUAAUUUCUUGGCAUAAUGAUACCGAAAAAAAAUUACAAAACUAUUCAGAUAAGGGUACAGUUGAAGAAAAAACUCAACAGUAUAAUAAAUUUCAGGAUUUAGAAAAAGAAAUUAAAGGAAAAUCUAAUUCGGUGAAGGAUUUAAUUGCAUUUGGUGAUCAUCUUCAACAAUCAUUGGUGGAUGAUAUGAAAAAUAAAGUUUUAGACAUAGAUAAACAUAUUGAUCAAUCAAAUGAGUAUAAAUCUACAAGAGAAGCACAGUUGUCAACCAAAGUCAAACAAAUAUCAUCUCGUUAUCAAUCAAUGGAAACUACAAUUAAGGACAUUUUAAAUAAAUGUAAUGAAUCUAUUAAAAUUCACCAAGAAUAUGUGGAUAAAUAUAAUGAAUGUUCAAUUCAACUAUCAAAUGUUCAAAGUCAAUUUAAAAAUUUAAACAAACCUCCAUUGUCAUCACAAGCUAAUCAUCAAUAUUUAAUUCAGAAAAAUGCAAAACUAAAUGAAUUAUUAGACACAAAGCCAAGUGUAACAUGUUUGUUGAAUAGCUGUAUAGAAUUAGGAGACAAUUUGUAUUUGAGUACAUCUACAUCUGGAAGAGAAAAGAUAAAAUGUCAAUUGGAUGAAGUUCAAACAAUAUUUGACACUUUGUACGAUGAUCUUUUGAAUAUCAACCGAGAAGUAAAAGAUCAACUAACUAGAUGGAGUGGAUUUGAAGAACUAUACAAUGAAUUAAACCAAUGGUUUAACAAUACAAAACAGAUAUUGAAUAAGGAUUUAGUACUCAAAUCUACAUUGGAUGAAAAAAAAAUGCAGUUACAAAUUUAUAGAGAUAUGCUUCAAGCAACAUUAAAGAGAAAGCAAGAUAUUGUAAAGUUACAGGAUCUUACUAGCAAAAUGCAAAUGCGAGAAAAUAAUGAUAUUCUUUUAUCAUCCAUGAGUAAACAAUAUGAUGACAUUUUAAAACAAAUUCAAGAUUUUGUAGACAAAUAUGAAGCGAUUGUAAAAGACCAUGAGCAGUAUACUAAAUCUGUGAUGGAAAUGCAAGAAUGGCUUGAUGCAACACAUAAUACAUUAAUGCUUUGGGGCGAUACAAAUUUGGAAAAGAUUUCUUUGUUGAGCAACCUGGACAGAAUAAAGAAUUUGUUAUUAAGUCUUAAUGAAGAAGAAAAUAGGAUUUAUAACAUACAAAAACUAGCAGAAAAAGUUAUUCCCGGUACCAUUGAAAAUGGUCAAGUAAAUAUUAGGGCACAAAUUGACUCAUCGCAACAAGAUUGGGAAGGACUCAUGACGACAGUAAAAACAUCAAUAGAAGCUUUAGAAAAUAAACUUCAUAGUUGGAACGAAUUUGAUGUACUCAAAGAAUCAUGUUUAACAUGGUUACGAGAAACUGAUUAUAAAAUUCAUGCUAUUGAUUUAAAAAAUUCAUUACAAGAAAAGAAAACUCAGCUUGAAGAACUUAAGGAUUUACAAGGAGUGAUUCGAGCUAAAGAGUUUGAGAUUGAUUCAAUUACAGAAAAAUCACAAAACUUAUACAUAAUGUCAAUGUCAACCAAAAUUUCUCAGAUCACAGAAAUUGUUCAAAAAUUUCAUCAGCUUUCAAUGAAAAUAAAAGAAUUGGUUGGAAAGUGGCAACAAUUUGUAAACAAUCACUUGGAAUUUGAAAGCAGUUUAAGUGAAGCCAUUAUUUGGUUGGAUUCUGCAGACGAUAAAUUGACAAGUUGUACAGAUUUCAAAUCUACCAGUAAAGCUGAUUUAGAAGAAAAACUUAUUGUUAUUCAAGACAUCUUGUUAUAUAAAGACGAUGGUUUUAAUAAAGUCCAAAAUUGCAUUGAAAUAGCACAAAUAGUUUUAGCUAAUACUGCACCUGAAGGUCACAAAUCAAUAAAUGAAUCACUUACAUCUUUACAAGAACAUUGGAGUAGCUUAGCAACAAAAAUGGUUGAAACUAAGACAAAUAUUGACGAAUCAAUUCAGCGGUGGUCAGGAUUUUUAGAACAUGUAAAACAAGAAGGAAAGAUAAUAGAAAAAUUUGAAGAUGCAUUACCAGAGUUAGAAGAAUUUCAAGGGACUAUGUCUGAAAAAAGAGAUCAAUUAGAAAAAUUAAAACAUUUAGAUGAAAAAGUUCGCUGUGAAAAGUUAGAAAUGGAUUCUUUGAAAUUGAAAGCACAUGAAAUGUUAAAAACGGGACAUCAAAGCAAUGCUGUGGCAGAAACACAAGAAGUAUUUAAUAAGUUUGAUCAAAUUUCAGAUAAAGUCAAGAAAUUACUUAAUCAACGUGAGCAACAAUAUAAGGAUCACAAAACUUAUAAAGAAGCAUACGAGGAGCUAUUUAAUUUUUUGAAUAGAUCUCGAGAUAAAAUACCAUCACUAAAAGAACGACCACUUAGUGAUAAAUUAGCAAUUGAAAAUGCAAUAACACCAUUGGAAACCUUAUUAAAUAAAAGAGCUCAAGGUGAAUUGCUUUUAGAUAACUUGAACACAAUUGGAGGAAUUAUAAUUGCAAGUACUUCUGAAAAUGGAGAAAAAAUUAUAAGACAAGAAAUUUCAUCCAUAGCUGACGAAUUGAAUAAAUUAUUUGAUGAUAUAUUAACACAAAAAGAUAAUCUCCAUGCUAUUCAUACACAUUGGAGAGAAUAUAAAGAUGAAUAUGAAAAACUAUCAGAUUGGUUACAACAAAUUGAUAUAUCUAUGAAGGCUAUUAAAAAUACACCAUUGGCAACAGUAUUAGAAAAAACUGAUCAAGUAAAACAAAUACAGGAUGUAUUAGAUAAUUUAGUAAAAGGCAAAUCUAAUAUUGAGAAAUUUAAUGAAAGUUCGGGACCACUUUUAAAAUCUCAUCUUGAAACUUAUGUCAAUAAUCAGUUAAGACAUCUUAACUCCCGUUAUGAAGUUCAAGUGAAUUUGGCAAAGGAUGUACAAAGAAAAGUAGAGACUAACCUUGAACAUCACGUGCAGUAUGAAAAUUAUCUAGAAAAAGCUAAAACAUGGAUAAAUGAUGCGAAAGAAGCAAUUAGGUUUGGGAAUGAAACAACAACAGCUAAUACUAGUAAAGAAGUCUUACAAUCUCGUCUUGAUAACAUUUUGGAAUUAUUAAAAUCACAAGAAGAAGGUCAAUUAAUUAUUCAUUCCACUGUAAACUCUGGUGAAAAAGUUUUGAGAAGUACCAGAUCUGAUGGAAAAGAUCUAAUAAAUAAUCAAUUAAAAGAAAUCCAAGUAGACUGGGAUAGACUUGUAAAGAAAAUAGCUACAUCAAAAGUGCAUAUUGAAACAAGCCUCCUACAAUGGGCCGAUUAUAAUUCAUCAUACUCACAUCUAGAACAAUGGAUUUCAGAUCGUGAAGCUAAACUCGAUGAAGUCUGUGAACUUAAGGUAUCAAAAGCGAAAAAAAAUCAAGCUGGAUUUGGAUCUCUAAGUAUUGGAGAACGUAAAGCAACAUUACGUAGAACCAAUAGUAUUGUUCAAGACAUAGUUUCUUUUGAACCUAUGAUUCAAAAAGUAACUCUUAAGGCUGAAGAUUUACAACAGGCUGUACCUGCAAAUGAAAUUACUAAUAAAUACCACACAUUAAGUAUCAAAGCAAAGGAUCUUUAUGAAAGGCAAAAAGAAACUGUAAAAUUACAUCAAGAAUUCAUAGAUGCUGGAAAUGAUUUUGCCACAUGGUUAAGAUCUGCUAAAGAACGUGUUAGUAAGAUAUCUGAACCAACAGGAGAUAAAGAAAUGUUGAGUGCUAAGUCUGUUCAAUUUAAGGUAUUACAGAGUGAAUUACCUACAGGACAAAACAAAUUGGAAUUUGCUCUUGAAAGAGCAGAAAAAGCUUGUUCCUUUGCUGAUGAAGAAGAAAAAGAAAUAAUUGAACAAGAAGUGGUAAUGUUACAAGAAGAAUUUGAUAUACAUAACGACACUCUUCAAAAAACAAAAGCAUUAUUAGAAGAUGGCAUAUACAAAUGGAAUGACUUUGAUGAUUACUCUAAGGGUGCAACAGAAUGGUUGAAUAAUACUGAAAAACUUGUUCAGUCAUAUAAUAAACUGCAGCCAAGUUUAGAAGGAAAAAAAGAAGCAUUAGAAGAAUUCCAAACUCAUUUGCAAACCUUAUUUGAUUGGCAGAAAGAAUUAGAUAUUUUAAAUGGAAAAGCACAGGUUCUAUUGGAAACAUGUUCUGAUACACGUUUAUCAAAUUCAAUUACUCAGAUGACAACUAAAUACAAUACAUUACUUUCUUUAGCUAAAGAAGUAAUGCGACGUUUAGAAUUACAUUAUCAAGAACAUCAGCAACAUAAUUCCCUAUACCAGGAAUGUCUGGAUUGGCUUGAAAGAACUCGAGAUAAAUUAAACGAAUGCGAAGAAAUACCUAACAGUUUAAACGAAGUGAAGAGUAAACUUCAAAGUUUGAAAGUUAUUAGGCAAACACUUGAACAAGGUCAAAAUCGUUUAAGAUACAUAAUGGAAUUAAAAGAAAAAGUUGUUCUAAGUACUGAACCUCAAGGUGCUGUUAAGAUUGAAGAAGACACAGAAAAUUUAAGACAAGAAUUUGACAAGCUUUCUAAUAAAAUUCAAGUGUGUAAUAAUAAUUUAACAAUAAAAGUAUCACAACUUGAAGAAUUAGAGAAAUGUAUAAAAAUAUUAAAUGAAUGCUUGGAUGAUAUAAGCUCUAAAAUCAAUGGAAAUGAUCUUGAUCAACCAUUAAAUGAUUUAAGUGAAAAGAAAACUGCAUUUGAAAAAUUGAAGUCUCUGCUUCAUGAACUUAAUACUCACAAUGAUUUAGUUAAUCGCUUAUCGACCAAUAUUGACAAUAAGUCUUCUUCAUCUCCGGAAUCAAUAACUUGUGUAUCAAGAUAUAAUAAUCUUAUUAAUAUGAUAACUAAUAAACUAUUGGCUAUGGAAAAUCAAGUAGCAGAACAUGAAGAUUAUAGAACUGAGUUUAUAAACGUAAAUGAUUGGUUAAGGAAAACUCGAGUUGCAGUUCAAAGUUGUGCUGAUACACAUGGUGAUUAUAAAGUUAAUGCUUCUAAAAUCAGCCAACUAAAGAAUAUUGAGGAAUCUUCUCAAAAUGGUGAAGUAAUGAUCAAAGACGUUUUAACACAAAUUGAAACUUUGAAAAACAGUACUGGACCAGAAGGUUGUGAUAAAUUGAACCAAGAUAAAAAUCAAUUAAACAGUGACUGGGAUGAGCUAAAGCAUUUCAUUAAAGAAGUUCAAUCAGCAUUAAAUAAAUGUUCUAAGGCGUGGGAUGAUUUUAAUGUAGUAUAUAAGGCAUUAAAAGAUUGGGAAACAGAUUUAACCAAUAAAGUCAAUACAGCUUCGUCGUCUAAUGAAACAUACACUCCAGAUGAUUUGGACCAAUACAAACUUUGGCUUCAAGAAAUCAUUAAUCAAAAUUUAUCUAUUGAAGAACUCACUGAUCGGUGUGAAUCAUUAAUGGAAUUAAGUGCAUGCAAUUGGGUUAGGGAUGACACAUUAAAAAUACAAUCAUCAUACACAACUUUAUUAACUACCACUCAAGGACUUGUAUCAAAGGCAGAGAAGAGUUUAACUGAUCAUACUGAAUUUAUAGCAGCAAAAGAAAAAGUUGAAGAAUGGUUAAAUCGUGCUCAUGGUACAGUUCAAGAUUGUAUUGGUGAAGGCGAUUUAGAUUGGGUGAAAGACAAAUUACAAACAGUACAUCUGGUUUCUUCUAGAAUAACAGAAGGUCAAUACUUAAUGAAUGGUAUGCAGGAAGUUUUCACCAAAGCAUUGAAUAACACAUUAGCUGCAGAAAGAAAUGCUUUAGUUAAUGCUAUGGAAGAACUAAAUAAUAGUUGGAACAGUUUAAAUAUUGAUUUAAACUCUGUUAUUGCACAUUUGAAAUCUCUUCAAGCUCGCUGGGAAGAAAACAAUGAAGCAAAAGAUAAUCUUGAGAAAUGGCUAAGUUCACUGGAAUCUAAAACCACUAAAAAGCAUGAUUUUAGAGCAGAUGUUGGAGAAAUGAAAACGCUUCUCGAAAGAUUAAAUCAUUCAAUAAAUGAGAUUGAUGAAAAAGAAAUAGAUUUCAAUCAUAUUAUUACUGAAACCGAAGAACUUUCAAAGUUCUGUAAAAAUAAUAAUCUUAAUGCUGAUAUUAAACAAUUAAAAACAAGGAAAAAUAUUCUUAAAGAAAAAACAUUGAAACGUAUAGAUAGCCUUGAAAGUGAAAUAUCACAACAUUCUAAUUAUUUACAAGCACUUCAAGAAUCUGAAAAAUGGUUAUUGCAAAUAUCAUUUCAGUUGAUGGCUCAUAAUUCGUUAUAUAUCACCAAUAGACAACAAACACAAGAACAAAUAAGACAUCACCAAGUCUUACUCAAUGAAAUUAUUCAAUAUCAAGAAGUAUUAGAUGAUUUAAAAUCGAAAGGAAAAACUCAAAUAGAACGUUAUGUUACAUCUACACCAACAAUUCAGACAAUAGUUGAACAACAAUUGAGUAAUAUUCAAGAUAGUUAUAAUUCCUUGUUUAACACAGCCCACCAAAUAAAAGCUAGAUUAGAAGAGUCUUUAUUAAAAUUCAAACAAUAUGAAGAUAUGUUGGAAAGUAUUUGGUCAAAUUUGGAUGAUUAUCAACCACUUAUGAACAAAACCAUAGAUGAUAAUUGGUCUCUUACCGAAGCUAAAGAGCAAUUAACAAUUUACCGAGAUCUUUUGGAUAAAUUACAAGGGGAAAAAAUUAGGUUGGCUUUAGCUGUACAGGCUUGUGAGGCUGCGGUAGCGAGUAUAUCAAGACCUAGCAGUCCUGUAGAGUCUACAAGUUCUAUGAUUCCCGAAAAAGAAAUUGCCAUCCGUUUACGCUUAGAAGAAAAUCUUGAUCAGAAAAGCAAACCGUCACCAGAACCCUCUAAAACACUGUUAUCAAUGCUUGAACAUUUAGAAGACACAGGCAUACCUAAGCUUUUAAUUCCGUAUACUGAUUAUGUGCAAAACUAUGUUGAUGAAUUGGUCAAUAUGAUAUCAAUUUUGGAAAAUAAACACAACCAGCGUGCAAUAGUUUAUAAAUGGAUUGAAGAAGAAAUGAUUAUUUUGAACAAAAUGAAGGAAAAGCCAACUAGGAUUAACAUAGAUGCAACUAAUCAAGAAAUAAUCAAUUUAAAUGAAAUAUUACAAAAUGUUAAUGAUAAAAAAUUGGAAUUAAUGGAAUUAGUAUCAGAUGAUCCAUCUGAUAAACUUGUUACUGAUUUUAACAAUUUGAUAGAUAUGAUAAAUCAAAUACUCCUGAAAAAACAAUCUGAUCAAAACUUAUUGUCAGUAUAUAAAAAUAGCGAAACAGAUUUACAAAAUUGGUUUGAUAAUUUGUCUAAGUGUAUUGAAUCCUUGGAAAAAGGCAGUGGAAAUACAUGUCAACAAAAACUAGAUCUGUUUAAUGGUAUCAAAGAAGAUUAUAUCAAUAAUGGAGAAAAACUCAUCAAUAAUUUAAGGUUGAACUGUCAAAAUUUAAAAGAAGUAGUCAGUAUAUCAGAUGUUCAAUUACUUGAUGAUCAGAUGAAAUCCGCUGAUAGGCGUUAUAGAGACUUUUGGACAAGAAUGGAAAGAAAAUAUGAAAUAUUAGAAAAUUCCAAAAAAAAUUUACUAUAUGCUAAGUCACAAAUAGAAGAAAUUAAUAGUUGGAUAGAUGAAAAAUCACAACUGUUGGAUGAAAAUAAGAUAAUUAGUUAUGAUAGUAACAAUGUUGAAAAGAAGUUAAUUGAUUUUAAAAAUAUUAAUAAAGAAGCAGAGACAAAACAAAUCUUUCUAACUGAUUCGCUUUCAGUUAAACUCAAUGCUAUAGAAUUUGAAUCAGAGCCAAUAGAAUACAAUAACCUUGAAGAGAAAUUCUACAAGCCUACUAUCAACAAAAUGGAUAAUUUUAAAACAAAAAUAAAUGAAAGUCUAUUAAAAAUUAAAAACAUGCAUGAAGCCAGUCAAAAGUUUGAAAAUUCUCUUAAUCAAUGUAACGUGUGGUUAGAUCGUAGUGAAAAGGAUCUCUCACCAGAUAAAUAUAAACUUGAACCUUUAGAAUUAAUUGUAGCUGAGAAAAAUAAUGAAAAAAUUUUGAAUUUCAAAGUAGACAUUCAAUGUUUUAAAGAUGGAAAAUUAUCAGAUUUGGAAAAAAAUAGUCAAAUUUUAUCUGCUUUUUGUGAUGAAGACAAUAUUUUAGUAAUACAAUCAGUCUUAAAUGAUGUUCUAAAUAAAACUAAACAAAUUGAUACUAUGAGUAAUUUUAUUGAAGAAAAAUCAAAAUCUAUUUUGGAAAAUAGAAAAAAUGUUGAAAAUAAUGUUAAUUUAUGUCAACAAUGGUUUAGUGAAGUAGAAGUGAUCAUGUCUGCUGAUGUCCGUCUAUCAAGUUUAAGUAUUGUGGAAGAUCAACUGCAAAAGUAUGAUGAUCUUAAUAAGAGGAGUUCUGAAAUUGAUCAUAUUAUUGAACAACUUAAGAUAAUUAGUGAACAAAUGGUAUUGUGUGAACCAGAUACAUUAAAAAUUAGUGAUCAAAUUUUAUCAUUGGAAAACAGUCAAAAAAGAACAAAAGCCAUGAUCAAAGAUAGAAUUGAAAUAAUUGGACAGUAUCUGGAAAAAAUUAAAAAUAUUUCAAAAACUGUAGAAGAAAGUAAGAAAAUGAUUCUAAAAGUUCAGUCAAACUUGCAAGAGCUCGAUCGUCCAGUGGGAAGUACUAUGGAUGAUGUAAAAGACAUGAUAAUGUCUUAUGAAACAUUGUUAAAAGAACUAAAAGAAUGGAAUGAUAAAUUUAGCGAUAAUGAUAAUGAAUCACUCAAUGAAAUUGUUAAGCAGCAAGAAGAUCUAAUCAAUACAAUUGAAAAACAAUUAUUAAAACUUAGACAAUUAUUACACCUUCAUGAGCAGUUUAUGACAUUAAUUGCAGAUAUUGUUAUGUUUCUUACAAAAUAUUCUAGUGUGGUCAAUGAGAUUGGAAAAUCUGGAAACACUAUUCAAAACAAAAUUAAGCAGUUUGAUGAGGUUACUGUUAAGAUUCAAGAGUGUGAAGCAACUCUUUUAUUGGCAACAGAUAAAGGUGAAAGAAUUGCUGAAGUAGGUUCUGCAUUUGAUCAUAACAACAUAACUCAGCAGUUGCAGUCAUUAAAACAACAAUUGCUUACUUUGAGAAAAGCUGUGGAAAAAGAAAGACAAAAACUUGAAGCUACCGCAGCAGAACACAUUAAACUUGCUUCUGAUUUAGAACAAGUUUUAGAUUGGAUACGUGAAAACGAGGCUCUCAUUAAAUCCAGACCAUUACUUGAAAUUAAUAUUAAUAGUGUUGAAACCGAUUUAAAAACACACGAGGAAUUAAAAGUAAGAGUUGAUGAAUAUUUGUCUCGAUUAAAAACGAUACAUUCAACGGCUCAAAACGAAAAUAUUGAAGACAGCACAAUGCUUGAAUGUUUGAGUGAAGCUAGCUCAUUUCUAAAUACUAUACCAAAAGAAUUGCAAGACAGACAAACGUAUUUAAAUAUAAAUAAAGACUAUCGUAUAAACUAUGAACAAUUAAAGGAUAAAUUUAUGUUGUGGAUUAACGAAGCUAAACAAAAAUUAAAAUCUGCCGAAGAAGAUAAAAAUGAUUACACGAGUAUAGUUUCAAAUUUGGAAUAUUUACAAGCAUUUUUCAGUGAUAAAAGUAUUUAUGAUUUAGUCACAAAGAAAAUCAAACAUUCAAUAGAUAAAAUUAGACCGUCCUUAACGUCUCAGCAAAACGAUGUACUGACGGCAGAACAACAGGGUUUCAAUAAAGACCUCGAAGAUGUAAUGAAUUCGGCUAAAUUGGUUCAGAAAAAAAUGGAAGAUGAAUUUGGUCUUUUGAAGGAGUAUAAAAGUGUUGUCGAUAAAGUAUCAUCGAUUUUAGACCGCUGUAAAUACAACGAAGAUCCUAUUCAAAACUUAGCUGGUUUAUACUUCAAUGUUGAAAAAAUUACAUUAGUGCAAAACGAUUUACUUCGCCAACAAAACGAACUGGAAUUAUUAUUGAAUAAAUCAAAACAGUUUGUGGCCAACAACGAAAUCCAAUCUGAAACCGAUUCACUUACGAAACAAUGGUCGGAACUAGAAAAAGAAAUGUCAUCUCGAAUAAUGUUAGUGACCGAAGUCGGUGAUAAAUGGAAAAAUAUCGAAGAUGAGUGUAGAAAAAUCGAAACUGAGUUUACUCGUAUAAAAGAUGCUUUAAUAAGCGUUGAUCAAGUGAUUAGAUCGAAAGAUCAAUUAGUUGAGUCAUUAGUUACACUCCACAAACUAAAAGAAAACUUGGAUGUUUGUGGCGAUCGGCUUAAAAAUAUUAUGCCGAUUAGUGAGAGUGUUAUCAACUUUUUAACUUCCGAAUCCCAUCCCGCAUCUUCUGCUUUGAAAGAUGACAUUAAAUCACAUUCUAAUAAAUAUGAAUCACUCGUGAAUCAAUUGAGCAACGAACUCGGUCAAUUUGAAGUGAAUUUGAAUGAUUUCAACGAGGUUGAAGUCCAACUAGACAAAUUAGAGUUGUCUCUGAAUAAUCUCAAACCCGAAGUGGAAUAUUUUUACGUAUUCGCUCAAGACACUGAACAAACUCAGAAGGAAUUUGACAAUUUAUCAGAGAAAGUAAAAGAAGCCGCUAAUGAUUUAAAAAAGUUUAUCGAAUGCACACAAAACAACUAUAUUUCAUUACAAAAAUUAGUGCCAAACGAUUUGUUAAGCAAGUUCAAUCCGUUGGAACUCGUCUCCGAAGAAUUAAUGAGUUUGAUGGAUUCAAACAGUAGAGGCCUAAAACGGGCCAAAACCGUUCGGACUGAGUAUGUGAAAUAUGUAGACGAUGUGCAGAGAUGGCUUCAGGAGGCUGAAGUGAAGGUUCAAGAUCGCGGCAGUGAACCAAAAAAAAUCAAAGAACAUAUACAGACUAUUGAAGAUGAAAUAAGUGUAAUUAAUGAUAAACUAAAUAAAGCUAUUAAACAUGGUAAUGAGAUCGUUGAAAAAACAAAAGAUGAAGAAGAAAAAGAAAUGAUUCCAAAAACGAUCGAAUCGUUAGUAGGAAAAAUGAGCCAAGUGAAACUUUGGUUGGACGAAAAACGUAAUCAAAUUGGUGACACUUUGGACGCCUGGCAAAAAUUCUUAUCUGUUUAUGACUUAGUGAUGGCCUGGUGCCAAAGUAAAACAAAUUAUUUAGAGGAACCAAUAACUCUAAGUUCACUUGAAGUAGUUAAACAAAAAGCUCAUGAAUUUUCGGCUGCUGUGAAAUCAAGCAAACAACAGAGCAAACAUCUAGCUGAAAUGAGCAAAGAAUUGGAUAUUAUUGCUUUGUCAACUGAUGUUGGACAUUUACCUGAAAAACUAGAAGAAGCUAAUAAUGCUAAAAAUGAUGUAGAGGGAAAGCUUUCAGAAAAGAAUGCUUUAUUGCACGAGACAUGUGAAGAAUGGGAGCAAUUUGAAAGGAAAUUAAAAGAAGUUAAAUUAUUUAUUGAAAAAUCUCAAAAUGCUAUUGAAUCAGCUGUUAACAAAAAACGAACACUACGUGAACAACAUGAUCUAAGGGAAAAGAUGUUGGCUGAUAUUACAAUACAAAGAAAAAAGAUUACACUGUCAACUGAAAAAUUGCAGAUUCAUUUCCAAGCUGGUUUUGGUGGCAGUGAAAACAUUGAGCAUUUAGCUAAAGACAAUUUGUCUCAGCUAGAUAAAUUGUUCAAAAUUGUGGAAGAGCAAGCACAUAAUUUGGAAGAAAGUCUCUCACAACUGGAUAAAUACCAACAAGAAAUACAACAUUUACGUCAAAAAGUCAUUACUGCCGAGCAACAAUUAAGACUGACACAAAGUCCAACGUAUUUACCUCAUGAUAGACAAAAGGCUAUGCAAGAACAAAAUGCGUUCCAAGAACAAAUACGAGUGCUGCAAAGCAAGAUUAACUCAAGAACUGAACGAAUCAAACUGAUCAUUCAACAAGGCUCCCCAAUAUCCGACCCUUUACUAAACUAA